GCUACUCCACACUAGUUUGUGACAGCUGUUUAUUGGCGUGGGAAGCAACUGCAAAUUUUGCCAGAAAAUUACGAAUUUUCGAAAAAUCUAACCAAAAUGAAGGUUAUAUAUAAUACAUUGUUCAAACGUACGUCCACAUACGCUGUGGCCAUCAUGGCAUCGGCCUUCUUCUUUGAACGCGCUAUCGAUGUUAGCGCGAACAUGAUCUUCGACACCGUCAACAAAGGCAAACUCUGGAAGGACAUCAAGGGCAAGUACGAAUAGACGACCGUUUGACUGCAGCUAGUUCUUAAUAAAACAAUGACAUUGACUCAUUGUAAUUAGCAUAACUCAACGUUUAUUAUAAACGAUACAACACCCAAAACAA
Messenger RNA from Drosophila hydei, 367 nucleotides. It is a transcript of the gene ox, whose product is annotated as cytochrome b-c1 complex subunit 9. The record is from RefSeq and is a predicted model, not a curated record. The transcript is spliced from 2 exons. Bases 97 to 264 code for a protein of 55 amino acids. Gene Ontology annotation, biological process: mitochondrial electron transport, ubiquinol to cytochrome c. Lineage: Eukaryota; Metazoa; Arthropoda; Insecta; Diptera; Drosophilidae.